UCACAACCUUUAAACCCCUCGCUCAUCAAAUCUCUCUCUCUAGAAACCCCAAUUUUUUUUCAUUUUCCCAAUUUGCCCCUGCAAACCUUCCUCAGCCAUCAGCCAUGUUCGUCUCUAGGGUUUUAGCUCGCGUAUCGAGGGCCAUCCCCAGGACCGCCGUGUCCAUGGCCGCUCAGCCGGGUCACCGAUUCCCAAUCGUUUCAAACCAGUCACCGCCUCUGAUUCAGGUCUUGCCCAAUAAGGUGUCUAUGUUGCAUCAUUCAACCCCCACUUCUUCUAUAUCUCAACUAUUUGGAUUCUCUUCAUCUGCAUCACCAGAGUCUUCUGAAAGUGCUGGAAAUGGAGGUUCUGAGAAGAGUAAUACUAAAGUUUCUGAUAGUGGUAAUACCAAAGUGGCUGAUGAAACCAACGAUUCAGGUUCUAUUCCAGAAUCCCAGUCUACCAAUGUAAGGAGACAGCGUAAUCUGAGAGGAGGUACUAAACGAACUGCAUUUUCUGAUUCAGAUUCAGACGAAGACUUGUCUACUGAGGACCUGGUGAAACUCCUUACGGAGAGGGAAGAACUUCUGAAGCAAAAGCAUGAAGAGGUUGCAAAAAUGCAAGAUAAAGUCCUGCGCACUUACGCAGAAAUGGAAAAUGUCAUGGAUAGAACAAGACGUGAAGCAGAAAAUACAAAAAAGUUCUCCAUACAGAACUUUGCCAAGAGUUUACUAGAUGUUGCAGACAAUUUGGGUAGGGCUGCUGCAGUUACCAAAACCGGUUUCGCGAAAAUUGAUCAGUCUAAGGACUCUGCUGGCACUCUACCACUUCUGAAAACUCUUCUUGAAGGAGUUGAAAUGACUGAGAAACAACUUUCAGAGGUGUUUAAAAAGUAUGGUAUUGAAAAAUAUGAUCCUACAAAUGAACCAUUUGAUCCACAUAGGCAUCACGCGUUAUUCCAAGUAUCAGAUCCUUCAAAGCCUCCUGGUACCGUUGCUCAAGUUCUCAAGCCUGGAUAUGUACUUCACGAUCGAGUUAUCAGGCCGGCUGACGUUGGUGUAACUCAAGAAGCGGAAAACAAUGGAACUGAGGAAGAUUCUGGCAAUUGAAAUUUUUGCUGCUAUAACAUAUUUCACUACUGCGUUGCAGUGUUCGGAAGUACAUGACCAAAUUUUAGCAUGUGAUCAAGAAACUUGAUUGAGAUGACUUCAGGGUCAACUUUGUUUCCAGUAAAAUUGUUAUCCCAUAUUUUGUACGA
Molecule: messenger RNA, 1237 nt
Organism: Argentina anserina (silverweed cinquefoil)
Lineage: Eukaryota; Viridiplantae; Streptophyta; Magnoliopsida; Rosales; Rosaceae
Product: grpE protein homolog 2, mitochondrial-like
Exons: 5
Coding region: 105-1088 (327 amino acids)
Biological process (GO): protein import into mitochondrial matrix; protein folding
Cellular component (GO): PAM complex, Tim23 associated import motor
Molecular function (GO): adenyl-nucleotide exchange factor activity; protein homodimerization activity; protein-folding chaperone binding
Source: RefSeq, a predicted model, not a curated record